AGCAAACUGAAGCAACAGCUGCAGGAACACAACUCCAGCUUUAAUGGACCCAAUUGCUCCUGAUUGCUGCUUGAGGAGGUUUUAACUGAACAUGUUUUUUUCUCCUCCUCCCAACUGUUUGACUUCCUGAAGAUGGGUCAAAACAAAAGAGUUUAGGAUUCUUGUGUGGAUCAUCAUCAUCAUGUUCCACCAGCUGACGGAGCAGGCGGGGAACGGCAGCUGUCAGGGGUCCUCAGCCCCAGACUGCAGCUGGAGCGCGGACGGAGACGCGCUCCAGCUGCCCACCUUCUCCACGGCGGCCAAAGUGCGGGUGAUCAUCACCUUCUCCCUGUGCGCCGUGUCCGCCGUCUGCAACCUGCUGGUGCUGUGGGCCGCGGGCAGCGGGGGCAAGCGCAAGUCCCACGUGCGGAUCCUGAUCAUGAACCUGWCCGCGGCGGACCUGCUGGUGACUUUCAUCGUGAUGCCCGUGGACGCGGCGUGGAACAUCACGGUGCAGUGGCGCGCCGGGGACGCCGCCUGCAGGCUGCUCAUGUUCCUGAAGCUCGUGGCCAUGUACUCGUGCGCCUUCGUCACCGUGGUGAUCAGCCUGGACCGGCAGUCCGCCAUCCUCAACCCCCUGGGGAUCACCGAGGCCAAGAGGAAGAGCAAGAUCAUGCUGGCCGUGGCCUGGACCAUGAGCGUGGUCCUGGCGCUCCCCCAGAUGUUUAUCUUCCACAAUGUGACGAUCACAGUCCCGGAGAACUUCACCCAGUGCACCACCCAUGGCAGUUUUGUCCAGCGUUGGCAGGAGACCCUCUACAACAUGUUCACCUUCACGUGCCUCUUCCUCCUGCCGUUAGUCCUCAUGAUUUCCUGCUACACGCGCAUCCUGGUGGAGAUAUCCAGCCGCAUGGCUCAGAACAACAUGCACUCAAGAGAUAUACACCUUCGCCGCUCGCACAGCAACAUCCCCAAAGCUCGGAURAGGACUCUUAAGAUGAGCAUUGUCAUCGUGACGUCUUUCAUCGUGUGCUGGACCCCGUACUACCUGCUGGGCCUGUGGUACUGGUUGUUUCCUGAGAGAAUGGAGGAGACGGUGUCGCACUCGCUCACYCACAUGCUGUUCAUCUUCGGCCUCUUCAACGCGUGUCUCGACCCCAUCACGUACGGUUUGUUCACGAUUCACUUCCACCACGGCCUGAGGAGACGCCGCCGCGGCUCGAGCACGCGGACGGAGACGGAGAACAACACUUGUCUUCGGCAAACGUCCUGCUUGUCGUCUCACCGGCAGCUCGUGUCGAGUGGCCACAGCGCUCACACAGAGGUGGUGAGUGACGGCGUCGACUCGAAGAACGCCUCGGGCCGAAAUGUUUCAGUCACAAAGAUCUAACAUGCCUUACAGGGUUUUACAAUCGAUGAGGGGGAGUUUGCUUUUGAGUUUGUACCUAACAGGUCAAACUCUGAAGGGAAAAUAUGCUUGCAUUAAAACUAUGGAUCAGAUCUGAAGAAAUAAAAUAACACGGCUUGUAGAAAAUACUGACAAAACUCAUCAGUAUGUACUAACUGAACUCAWCAUGAAGUUAAAAUUACCUAAGGAUUUGCAAUCGAUCAACAAAGAGUCRGAUUAAAUUAGACCACAUUCUGGCUYCAUAAUGUUGUAGUACUCUCAAUUAAAGUGCUUUUAUUAGUAUCAACACAUACAGCUCAGUACAUACUUAGUAAGUACUUACUGGUACUUACCUGGUGCUUAUGGGGACUAGGCUGUAAAAUAAAGCGACUUGUUACCCUGUACUUAAUGGGUACUUAUCUGAUACAUUUUAGAAAGUACCCAAUAUGUGAUAAGUACGGUACCAGGCAAAUAYUCUUUGAGUACCAGCUACAGACUUGGGGCCUAAUGUACAAAGACUUCUGUGAAUUUCCAACUUAAACGUGGGGUACACAUAAAUCAAGAAAACAACUUAUCAAUCAUACUGUAUAUAUAAUUCCAGAUGUAUGAAACUGUACAUAUUUAAAUAUGUAAAAUAGAUGCAAAUAUGUCCUGCAUGUGUGAUUCUCCUCUCCGCACCAUCAGAAAUUAUUUCUGAUGAAAUUAUUAUAUAUUAUUAAAAAUGAUGUGGAGAUAUUCUUUUAAUGUUGAUAUCCCCCUCCCUCCAACCCUCAGGGGGUACCACAACGAUGYGUGAUUCCUGUUCAGAGCAAGGAACAGCAAGCUUCAGGCAACAAUGAUGAAUAAGUGAAAUGGCCAGCAGCAUUCUGGAAUCACCUUUGUCCUUAAAAGCAGACGUUUUGACACAUUUUUUUUUCUAAUUAUAAAAUAUGUAUUAUAAUUUUAUGAUAUUUUGCUGGGUUUUUUAGUCAUGGCAUUGAGCAAUAAGUAUAAAGUAUGUAUCAAUAUCGAAAUUUAAUCAAUUCGAAUUUAACUCUAAUGAGAAUCGUUUUGCCAUAUGUGAUACCCAGCCCUACUCCUAUAUAUAGGCUAUAGAAACAACUGAAAAUGAAUGGAAAUCAAUAAAUGGUCCUAAUAAGGAUAGAAAUACAAACGUGUGUGUGUGAAGCUGCUGUUGCCAUUGAACCAGGAGCACAGAUCUACCACCAGUGCACAUCAGAGGAUAAAAAUGUUCCAAAUUUAUGCACGCCUUUGACAUAACUACAGGAAACACAGAGGAACUCAGGGGUUCGCUAGAGGUUUAUUUAUUUAU
Molecule: messenger RNA, 2678 nt
Organism: Austrofundulus limnaeus
Lineage: Eukaryota; Metazoa; Chordata; Actinopteri; Cyprinodontiformes; Rivulidae
Gene: gnrhr4
Product: gonadotropin releasing hormone receptor 4
Exons: 4
Coding region: 182-1369 (395 amino acids)
Biological process (GO): cellular response to hormone stimulus; G protein-coupled receptor signaling pathway
Cellular component (GO): plasma membrane
Molecular function (GO): G protein-coupled receptor activity; peptide binding; protein-hormone receptor activity
Source: RefSeq, a predicted model, not a curated record